Messenger RNA from Salvelinus sp. IW2-2015, 772 nucleotides. RefSeq names its product glutamine-dependent NAD(+) synthetase. NCBI's taxonomy places the organism in Eukaryota, Metazoa, Chordata, Actinopteri, Salmoniformes, Salmonidae. Gene Ontology annotation, molecular function: glutaminase activity; NAD+ synthase (glutamine-hydrolyzing) activity. Gene Ontology annotation, biological process: NAD+ biosynthetic process. Gene Ontology annotation, cellular component: cytoplasm. The record is from RefSeq and is a predicted model, not a curated record.
UCCAUAGCGUUCCAUCUUCUCCCACUGCCGGCCACUCGGCUUCCGCUCACUAUCAUAUUUGUUACAUUAUUUGAGCGAGUGGAAAAGCCACUCGGAUGCUUCACAUUUAUGCAUCCGGUGAAAUAUCUGUCUCGUUGUUCUAUCUGUGGUAAUAGUUCCCGGAUCGAAGUGACACAACAAUUGCAACUUGGAUAGUUUUGAGUCGAGUCUUACAGUAACUCAUUUGAGAAUUUAGACUAAGGUUUCAACGUUUGAAUAUCAGCAAGGCUACUUUGUUGCACCAUUAUAUGAAAUGGGACGAAAGGUUAUAUUAGCGACGUGCUCCUUGAAUCAAUGGGCACUAGAUUUUGACGGAAACUUAGAGAGAAUACUGAGAAGUAUCGCGACAGCCAAGUCUCAGGGGGCUAAAUACAGACUGGGACCAGAACUGGAAAUAUGUGGGUAUGGCUGUGCAGACCACUUCUACGAGUCAGACACCCUGCUGCACUGCUUCCAGGUACUUGGGAAGCUGCUGGAGUCACCUGUCACCCAGGACAUCAUCUGCGAUGUUGGCAUGCCCAUCAUGCAUCAUAAUGUUCGGUAUAACUGCAGAGUAAUUUUCCUCAAUGGGAAAAUCUUGUUGAUCCGACCCAAGAUGCUGCUGGCCAACUAUGGAAACAACCGGGAGUUCCGCUGGUUUUCACCAUGGAAUAAACUCAGACAUGUGGAGGAGUACUUCCUGCCCAGGAUGAUCCAGGACAUGACAGGACAGGUAGGAUCCAUCUCUCUUUAA